Sorghum bicolor (sorghum) is the source of this 2681-nucleotide messenger RNA. Its product is annotated as serrate RNA effector molecule. NCBI's taxonomy places the organism in Eukaryota, Viridiplantae, Streptophyta, Magnoliopsida, Poales, Poaceae. The coding region runs from base 568 to 2352 and encodes 594 amino acids. Gene Ontology annotation, cellular component: nuclear body. Gene Ontology annotation, biological process: mRNA processing; primary miRNA processing. The record is from RefSeq and is a predicted model, not a curated record. The transcript is spliced from 14 exons.
UUUCUAUUGGUGGUGGCCUCCCAUGGAGUCAAUCCCGACCCCACACCGAGUACACGUCACGAGACCCUCCGCGACACGCCCACCGCGUCCCCAUCCACCUGCCCCUCCUCCCUUUUCCUCCCGAGUCUCUCAACGCAGGCACGCAGCAGUGGCAGCACCUCUGCCGACGUUUCCGUCCGAUUGAAUUUCUCCAUUCCCUUCCUCCUGCCCAAAUCCGAACCCGACCCGAGACGAGAGACCCUCCAGCCAGAUCGAGGCGGGCGCGGGGCAGGGUGCCCAGCAAGGAUCUCGCCGGGGCCCAGCCAUGGCCGAGGUCGCCGACGCGCGCCCAGCCCCCCACCCCCUGCGACCACCGGCGGCGGAGACCGCAAGCGGGGCUGCGCCUCGCCCGUGCUCCCGCCGCCACCGCCCGGCUCGCACAAGCGGCGUAGAGAGGACGGCGGUGGCGGCUUCGACCGGCGCCGGCCGGUUCGGCGCCCAGUCGGCGGUGGAGGACACGAGCAGGACGACAGGAGGUAUGGAAAUGGUCUUGGUGUCGUAGGAGGAAGAGGUGGCGAUGGUCGAUACAUGAAUCAUGCACCAGAUUGGUCGGAUUCUGGACGUGGUGGAUGGAAGGAGGGACCUGGGAACAGUCUUAGGUAUGGAAAUGGUCUUGGGGGCGUAGGAGGAAGAGGCGGUGAUGGCCGAUAUACAAGUCGUGCACCAGAUUGGUCGGAUUCUGGACGCGGUGGAUGGAAUGAGGGACCUGGGAACAGUCGCAGGGAAGGACUGAUGUCAUACAAGCAGUUCAUUCAGGAACUUGAAGAUGACGUUUCGCCAGUUGAAGCUCAAAGCAGAUAUGAGGAGUACAAGUCAGAGUACAUCACAACUCAAAAGAAAGCAUACUUUGACCUCCAUAAGGAUGAAGAUUGGUUAAGAAAUAAGUACCAUCCUACAAACCUUGAAAAUGUCAUUGAAAGAAGGAAUGAACUGGCAAGAACUACUGCAAAUGAUUUCUUCCUACAAUUGCAAAGUGGAAGUCUAGACACAGGUCCAGGUUUGAUGGGUUCGGCAGUGAACAAAUCAGGAAAUAAUAGCAGUAAAAAUCUAGAUGCUGUGGAAGGGGAUGGUAAAAAGGGGAAACUUGGAAAGGGUCCUGAUGAUUCAUAUUAUGCUGCUCCCAAGGCUCACCCAGUUAGUUCUGAGGUUCGUCGAAUUCGGAUUGACAUUGAGCAAGCUCAAGCUCUCAUUUGUAAACUUGAUUCUGAGAAGGGUAUUGAAAACAGCGUUCUCUCAAGUAGUGACCAUGAAAAAUCAGACAGGGAUAAGUCACAUGGUUCAAUGGGGCCAAUUGUUAUAAUACGAGGAUCAUCUACUGUGAAGGGUCUUGAGGGUGCUGAGUUGCUGGACACUCUUGUUACUUAUUUAUGGCGUAUCCAUGGUGUGGACUAUUAUGGUAUGUCUGAGACAAAUGAACCUAAAGGCCUAAGGCAUGUGAAAGCUGAUGCGAGGACAUAUAAUGGGGCUAGCUCAAAUGGCGCCGAAUGGGAGAAUAAACUUGAUUCAUUCUGGCAAGACAGAAUUCAAGGUCAGGAUCCAUUAGAAAUGUUGAAAGCAAAAGAGAAGAUUGAUGGAGCUGCUACUGAAGUCUUGGAUCCAUAUGUGAGGAAAAUAAGGGAUGAGAAGUAUGGUUGGAAAUAUGGAUGUGGAGCCAAGGGCUGCACAAAACUUUUCCAUGCCGCUGAGUUUGUCCAGAAGCAUCUUAAACUGAAGCAUGCAGAUUUGGUGGUUGAUCUAACUUCAAAAGCGAGAGAGGAUAUUUACUUUGAGAACUAUAUGAAUGACCCAAAGGCGCCUGGUGGUACGCCUAUCAUGCAGCAACCUGCUCCAAGGGGAAAAGGCAGACAAAGGCCACCAAUAGAGAGUCGGCUGAGGGAUGAGCGUGGUAAUCAUAGGUUCGACAGGAAUGUUGAUUCACCAACACAUGAUGGGUCUAGUGAAAAUCCUGACGAUCCUAUUUAUGAUUCGUUUGGUGAUCCAAUUAUGCAUGGUGCGUUCCCUCCAGAUAUUCCUGCUCCCCCGGUUCUAAUGCCUGUGCCUGGUGCUGGUCCGCUCGGACCGUUUAUUCCUGCACCACCGGAAGUUGCUAUGCAUAUGUUGAGGGAUCAGGGUGCGCCACCUCCUUUUGAGCCAACUGGAGGUCCACAUCCUAGGAAAGCAGGGAGAGGUGUUGGUCCCCAAAUCCGUGGUCCAUCCCCAAUCUUUACUGCUCCUCCGCCUCAUCAGAUGCAUGACCCUCGUAGAAUACGAAGCUACCAAGACCUCGAUGCUCCAGAGGACGAAGUGACUGUCAUGGACUACCGAAGCUUGUAGACUUCCUCCACUUCAUGUGCCUCCAGAUACUUGUAGGUAACAUAAUAGUGGGAAAACAAAACACCUUACUGUCCCUAGAAUCACUGCGGAGGAACCCCAGCAGGCAUUUGUGUGUCGACUCCAGAGCUGUCAGCUUCUCAGUGUUUGUAAAAUGUAACACAGGAACUCAGGAAGUACAUUACAACCCCUCACCAUUAAACAAGGUGUUGCCUCAGUUUGUGCAAUGUGAAAGAUUUUUCAACUAUGUUCCUUCUCCUUGGAGACAUGUCCUAGAUGGCUGGAUGCAAGUAAUCUUUCCUUGCUAUCUUGGAGUAAAUUUUUUUUGGUCA